CCCGAAAUGAAGCUCUGGCACCCAUUGUCAGAAACACACAAUCACACAUACUGGACCUUUCACAGCUCAUAGCAGUCGUAGAAGCUCCACACAGGCUUCGGAUGACACCCAUUUCCCCUCCUGACCUAUUAUGGUGUUUUAGGAGUUUCUAACAUCUUGGGAAACCACAACACGUUCAGGAGUGUUUGCAGAUGGAGGUGUUCUGAUCUCCUGGCGUUGCAGCAUGGCACAGGGACAAACCACCAGCACCAGUUUGAUGGACAUUUCAAAGGCCUUCUCCCUGCUGCAGCCUAAGGAGGAGGACCAGGACGGCGAGCUGUGUCGGGCCUUGAACAACGCCGUGAGCAGUGAUGACAUCUCUCUGCUCUCUCAGCUUCUGUCUCAGGAGAACUACAGAAUGUACAUGAAUACACCGAGUGGCUGGGGGGUCCCGGUGACCCCUCUUCGUGCUGCUGCUGCGCUCGGACACCUCAGGUGUCUGGAGCUGCUGUUGGAACAUGGAGCAGAGGUGGACGUUUUGGACGUGAAGGCCCAGACGCCUCUCUUCACAGCUGUCAGCGGGAAACAUCUGGACUGUGUGGUGGCGCUCCUGAAAGCUGGUGCCGACCCGAACGGCAGUCAGUACAAUAACUGCUCUCCGGUGCUGACAGCCGCCCGAGAGGGGGACGUAGACGUGCUGCGAGAGCUGCUGCUGUUUGGAGCCAAGGUGGACGUCAGACCUAAGGUCCCCGAUUGGGCCUCCAACGCCACAGCCUGCAGGGGCCCCCUCUACCUCUCAGCUGUGUAUGCACACCUGGACUGCUUUAGGCUGCUGCUCCUCCACGGGGCCAAUCCCAACUACAACUGCACGGAUGAGAAGAUGCUGGCCAGGAUCAAGCAGCCCAAAACUGUUCUGGAGGUGUGUCUCCAGUAUGGCUGUGGGCCCGAGUACAUUCAGCUUCUCAUAGACUUUGGCGCGGACGUGUUCUUGCCUACGCUCAUCAUCGAUAAAACUACCAAGCAGAACGAAGCUCUGCUUCUGCUGCUCAAAGCGAGAGUUUGUCCCAAAACACUGAUGUCACAGGCCCGACUGAUGAUCAGAAGAUGUCUCACGUUUGCUAACAAGGACGCUGCAGUGGACCGUUUGGACAUUCCUCUGAUCCUGAGGAAUUAUCUGAAACAUCACAACUCUGUACUUGUCUGACCAGUGACCAGAGAUGUUCCCCCCACGCUGCACACUUGAUCUUCACAGACGUGCUGAGCGUGGCCUCUGCAUCACCCAGAGGGGCUCCAUGUUGGAGGUGUAACACCAGCACUGACCACUAGAGGCCCCAGUAACACCAAGUCUGCAGCUUCCCGGAGGCGUCUAAAUGAGCAGUUUUGAUCAUCUGUUGAUCCAUUUUUGCAUCAGCUUCAGCUCUCUCCCUUUUCACAGGUGACUUGACACAAUCAAAAUGUCCUCCUACCUACUGCAGAAACACAUGCACACACCGGCUGUCUGCAUCACACCAGGGCGCCUCCGAUCUCGCCAGGAAGACAGAAAAAAUAAAGCAAACAAUCUUGCAUCUUUGGACUUCAAAACAUCAGGAAGCGAAGUGAAGAGCCUGCGCUUGAGCGCGGCCGAGUGGGAGAAACGUUUGCGUAACUCAUUACUUAUUCAUCACGGCGCACCUCUAUGCAGCUGCCAGUUGUGGCUGGAGGUUUAUUCAUGUACCUUGUGACGUGAUGAUGUUAACUCACACCCUUUAUUCUUUCCCUUUGUAAUGCAUGCACAAGUUAAUGUGUCAGACUGCUGGGAAUGGCUCCAACAAACAGGAAAUGAUGUCACUCUGGACAGGAAGCAGGGCACAAUGCUCCCACAGCCACACACACGCACACACACACGCUGAUGCAUCGACGCGGCGUUCUGUAGAGGUUUUAUUUUCAACAAAAGUACAGCUAUAUC
Nothobranchius furzeri (turquoise killifish) is the source of this 1924-nucleotide messenger RNA. RefSeq names its product ankyrin repeat and SOCS box-containing 12b (gene asb12b). NCBI's taxonomy places the organism in Eukaryota, Metazoa, Chordata, Actinopteri, Cyprinodontiformes, Nothobranchiidae. The record is from RefSeq and is a predicted model, not a curated record. Gene Ontology annotation, molecular function: protein binding. Gene Ontology annotation, cellular component: cytoplasm; nucleus.